AUGCUAUCUCAAAUGGAACAUGCGAUGGAAAUAAUGAUGUCCACGUUUCACAGAUUUGCUGGAUAUAAAUGCUACUUAACGAAGGAGGACCUGAGAGUACUCAUGGAAAAGGAGUUCCCUGGAUUUUUGGAAAACCAAAAAGACCCUCUGGCUGUUGACAAAAUAAUGAAGGACCUGGACCAGUGCCGAGAUGGCAAAAUAGGCUUCCAGAGCGUUCUUUCUCUCAUUGCUGGGCUCACCAUCGCAUGCAAUGACUAUUUUGUAGUACACAUGAAACAGAAGGGAAAAAAAGUAGAAGUAGGCAGAGUUGAGGAAUCACUCUCACCCUGA
This is a messenger RNA of Chrysochloris asiatica (Cape golden mole), 330 nucleotides long. Its product is annotated as protein S100-A10-like. The transcript has a single exon. Gene Ontology annotation, cellular component: cytoplasm. The coding region runs from base 1 to 330 and encodes 109 amino acids. The record is from RefSeq and is a predicted model, not a curated record. NCBI's taxonomy places the organism in Eukaryota, Metazoa, Chordata, Mammalia, Afrosoricida, Chrysochloridae. Gene Ontology annotation, molecular function: calcium ion binding.